Molecule: messenger RNA, 2199 nt
Organism: Nicotiana tabacum (common tobacco)
Lineage: Eukaryota; Viridiplantae; Streptophyta; Magnoliopsida; Solanales; Solanaceae
Product: G-type lectin S-receptor-like serine/threonine-protein kinase At4g27290
Biological process (GO): protein phosphorylation; recognition of pollen
Molecular function (GO): protein serine/threonine kinase activity; ATP binding
Source: RefSeq, a predicted model, not a curated record
AGCUGUGACAUAGAUAAUUCCCCUGUUUGUGGAUGUUUGGAAAAGUUUGUAGCUAAAUAUCCACAACAAUGGGAAAAUGGAGAUUGGUCAGAAGGGUGUGUUCGGAGGACACCUCUUAAUUGCAACAAGGAACAUGUAUUUCUAAGAUAUUCUGGAAUCAAGUUGCCUGAUACUAAGUACUCUCAGUACGAUAAGACUAUGACACUCGAAGGGUGUAGGCAAGUCUGCUCGAGGAACUGCUCUUGCACAGCUUAUUCAAGUCUAGAUAUAAGCAACGGAGAGAAAGGUUGCUUGUUUUGGUUUGGGGAGUUGACUGACAUCAGAAAGCUGUCUGGAAGAGGGCAAGACAUUUAUAUCAGGAUGGAUUCUUCAGAGCAAGUUUCUGUCGCAGGUUCAAAUAGAAAGAAAGCAGAGAUACUCGCAGUGAGUUUCUCAUUGUUGAUGGCAAUGAUUUUACUAUGCCUGAUUUUGUUAUACAAACGGAAAAAGAAGAAGAAACUGAAUCUCAAAGAAGAUUUUGAGCUGCCACUGUUCCAAUUGUCGACAAUAACAAGAGCCACAAAUAAUUUUUCAGUCAACGACAAGAUUGGAGAGGGAGGAUUUGGACCAGUUUACAAGGGGGUGCUGGAAGACGGACAAGAAAUAGCCGUGAAGAGGCUUUCAAGGACUUCCAUGCAAGGACUUGACGAAUUCAAGAAUGAAGUUAUCUAUAUUGCCAAGCUUCAGCAUCGGAAUCUUGUGAGACUUCUGGGUUGUUGCAUACAAGGGGAAGAAAAGAUGUUGAUCUAUGAAUACAUGCCUAACAAAAGCCUGGAUUCAUACAUAUUUGAUCAAACAAAGAGCAAAUUACUUGACUGGCCAAAGCGUUUCGACAUCAUAAAUGGAAUUGCUCGUGGCUUAUUGUAUCUCCACCAAGAUUCUCGACUACGAAUUAUCCAUAGAGACCUUAAAGCAAGCAAUGUUUUGCUAGAUAUAGAAAUGAAUCCAAAGAUAUCAGACUUUGGCUUGGCUAGAAGUGUUGCAGGGAAUGAGAUGGGAGCAAACACAAGCCAUGUGGUUGGGACACAUGGCUACAUGUCCCCUGAAUAUGCAGUAGAUGGGAUCUUCUCGGUAAAAUCUGAUGUGUUUAGCUUUGGCGUCUUGGUGUUAGAAAUUGUGAGUUGCAAGAAAAAUAGAGGAUUUGUCCAUCAAGAUCACAACCUUAACCUUCUCGGUCAUGCAUGGAAGCUUUACAAAGAAGAUAGGUCCUUGGAACUAAUUGAUGAGGAGCUAGCUGAUUCUUGCCAUAUAUCUCAAGUUUUAAGGUCAAUCCAAGUGGGUCUUUUAUGUGUGCAACAAAGUCCAGAAGAUAGGCCAAACAUGUCUUCUGUGGUUCUGAUGUUGGGUAAUGAGAGUCCUCUGCCAGAAGCUAAAGAACCAGGGUAUUUCACAGAAAGAAACAUAUUUGAUGAAGCAAAAUCAGGAUCGCAGACAGCCAGUUCAAAAAAUGAAGUCACAAUCACAUUGUUAUAUCCUCGAUAGAGUGCGAAUGAGUUAACUAUUCUGACUUGUGUACACAUGAAUAAUAUUUUUGGAAAAAACUUGAAACUUUGGUUCUUGAAAUAUACAGCAAUAUCUACUAGUUAUAACAAAUUAUAUCGUGUAAUUAGAAAUAACCAAUCUAUAUUAUUAUUUGAAAUUUUGCACUUUAUUAUAACUCCAUUUCUUAGUUUAAAUAUACUUUGAAAAUGGUACAAAGUUGUUACCCGAUUGUAAGCACCCCUUUGCCUUGAUUGGUUUUUGCAUUUUUGAGUCAUACAAUUGAAUUUUAAUUUUUACUUGAAGGGGUGCGGCCCUCCUCGGACCAAACACGGGAUGUUUCAUGCACCAGACUGCCUUUUUUUAAAAGAAAUAUAAAUCUUAAUAAGGAAAAAUUCCAAAUUUGUCCCUGAACUAUGUAAAAUUGUUUAACUAUUAGAAGUUCCAAACAUAAAAGCCUUUAUCAUACACAAAUCUCCAACUCAACCUCAGCCAUGAUAAUACUCAUAUUCAAGAAUAAAAAUUGUGGAAUAUUAAUAAGUAAAACGAAAACAGCAUUACCUGUUCAUAAAAGCAAAAGAGGUCUUGAAUAUCUACAUGGCGGAGUACUCCAUCAAUUCAUCAUUGGAAGUAACAAACUUUGAAUUCCCGUGAGGUGAGUAGUACCAGAACUGCAAAACA